AUGCUGCUGCUGCAGGGCCGUUCAGUGGCGGGGAAUUUUUUUUUGUAUUCCGUUGCGCUGUGCCUGUGCCUGUGGCGGACGCGGUUGCUGAGUGGAGGAAGCUCAGCUGGUUCUUCCUCACCCCUGCCAGCUCGCUCCAGCGCCAAGCCCGCCUUUCCGAGUAACCACGGCUCGCCCUCCGCCUCGGGAUUCGGCUCGCCAGUAGGCUCGCCCGUCAUUCACAUGCCUGUGCAAGCCACUUACGAAACCGUGACCCCGCCGACCCUACCUCCACGCGAGGACAGUGGCGGCUAUGACACCUUGCGUGCGCGACCCUCUGUCCGCGGCGUGGUCACCUCGGCCACACCUGCCCCAGCCCGCCAGCCUCAAACUGGGCCUCCCGUGCACGACCAAGGAAAGGAUGCAACACCCAUGGAGUCAGUCUACGCAUCGAUGGAUCUGCCCACAAGGACGGUUGGCGAGGCCGACACGGCCUACAUGCCCAUGGAUGGCCGUGGGCACUAUGAUCAUCCAGGGCGACGGUAUCCAACCCUGGGUCGUGAACACAUUUAUGUUUUCUCGUCCUCGGCGCCACCGAGCUGGGUGGCCGCUGCCGAGGCCGCAGGCGACGUCUACUCCACCCUCGAUGGCCGCCCUAACACCCACAAUACACUGGCACAAUCAUUCGGCGCUCAGCUGCAGAUAGACGAUAGCUAUGCCACCGACGCCGGGAAGCUCCCUGCCUUGACUUCCGUGACCUCGUCGAGCUUCGCCGACAUGCUGGGGCGUGAGGUGAUUCAAUUGGUGCGCGCACUGACAUCCGAGGUGGAAAAUUUAAUUCUUGCGGUGGCCCGAUCCCGCACCCUGCACACCAUUUGCUUAUCGGGCUGUCAACUUCGCAACGCCGACAUUAAAUUGUUGUGUCCAGCGCUACGCAACAAGGCAGUGACUGAGCUCGAGCUUCAAGGCAAUGAGCUCAGCGAGCCGGGCAUGGCAGAGCUUGCUUAUAGCAUUCCCGGUUCCCGCCUCACCUAUCUUGGGUUGGCCAACAAUCGGGUGACGCCCCAAGCCGUGCGCACGCUGGUCUUUAAUGCGCUGAGGCAAAACAAGUGCACACUCUGCCUUGCGGACACGGAUUUUGACCAAGCGUGCUUCGAUGCCAUGAUCGAUGUGUUGUUGUCGACUCGGAACGCGCAACUCUCGAUCGAUUUGCACAACCACAGGCUAACGGACAUGGGACGAGUGAACCGGAGUCUAUCUCAGCUGACCGCCAGCAAUCCCGAUUGCCAUAUCCGCCUCACUUAGCCCAUUUAGGGGGUGGGAGACAGGUUGCAUCUGCCCCUAGUCUGGGCUAGAAAGGACUGCUGGCAGCCCUUUUUGCCAAGACUGGGUCAUGUGACACGGGGUUGGGCCAGGACAACCUUGAUGAGAUUGAGGCCUUGACCCGACAAUUGAUGAUCCUACAGGC
Messenger RNA from Monosiga brevicollis MX1, 1447 nucleotides. RefSeq lists its product as uncharacterized. The transcript has 9 exons. NCBI's taxonomy places the organism in Eukaryota, Choanoflagellata, Craspedida, Salpingoecidae. Bases 1 to 1284 code for a protein of 427 amino acids. The record is from RefSeq and is a predicted model, not a curated record.